Molecule: messenger RNA, 3053 nt
Organism: Brassicogethes aeneus
Lineage: Eukaryota; Metazoa; Arthropoda; Insecta; Coleoptera; Nitidulidae
Source: the annotation of a GenBank genome assembly
UACCUGAACAUAACGGUAAUCUCACACAUAAAACUAAUUAAAACUUGUUCUAUGAAUUGUUCAGGACUGUCAAACGCAACUGUUUUUGUAUUUACCAACACAUAUUAUAAAAUAACAAGUCUGCAAAAACCAAACAGAAGGCUAGAUGCCAAAAACUGGCUCCUGUCGCAUAGCGCAUAGUAAAAUGUCAAAUGUCAACUGUCAAAAGUUCAACAAGUUUAUUGUUUGUUUGUUUUGUGUAAUUAUGGUAAUAAAGUGGUGUUUUUGGGUGCAUUUAAGCAAUUUUAAAGGUGUUCUGGGAGGCGAUCUGCAACUAUGAUACCAACGUAAACAAUAUCGCUUUGAUCGUCAGCGAUGUAAUUAACAAUUAAUCGAGUGUGCCAAGCAGUUAAACUUGAAAAAAAUUGUAUUCAACAUGUUUACGUUGGCAACGCAGUUUCUUUCGUUUGUUUUUUUAUGCGGACGAAUGGACGAAGCCGUUUCAGAAUAUGUGGUAUUUAAAAACAGCAAAGUGUGCACUGAUGGGUACUUCCAAUGCGCAAACGACACAUUGUGCGUGGAACAGGGGAAAAUCUGCAAUAGCGUGGAAGAUUGCAAAGACGGUAGCGACGAAAGAAACUGCGAGGACGUUCACGAUAACAACUAUUUCGACCAAAUGGUCAGGAAGAAUCCUUCGGCAGAACAUGACGAUGACGACCAGAAUUGCGCACUUUCCUUUAAUGGAACGGGCUGUCUGUGCCGGAGCAGAGGUCUUUAUUGCCGGAACUUAAAUCUGGAUGUUGCUCCUGAUAUCCCCGACGAGGAAAUUGACAUUCUCGAUUUUACAGGAAAUAAUUUCACGAGUUUGUCUUCGAGAACACUGGAGACGCUGCCUAAUACGGUGAAAAAAUUAAUUUUAAAGCACUGCAAUAUAAAGGAAGUGCUCUCUGGAACGUUCUACAAAACAUACACACUUAGCCAAAUAUAUCUGGAUAACAAUCAGCUCAAGGUGUUUCCGUCAGAUCUAUUCAACCCCGAAAAUGCCUUAAGGGAUCUAAUUGUCAGUUACAAUGAAAUUGAAAUCAUUGAAGAGAAUGCGUUCGUAAACUUGAAGUAUCUGAUAGAGUUGGAUUUGAGGGGAAAUAAAAUCACCGACAUUAACCUUAGAGCAUUCGAGCCACUGAAGAGCCUCAGCACGCUGUAUCUGCAAAACAAUCUCAUCAAGUAUGUGCUGUCAGGCAGCUUCCCCAGAAUGAGCUUUUUAACUACGCUAUGGCUCACGGAAAACAGAAUCAAGUUGAUUGAGGCAGAGGCGUUUGAGAAUUUGGAUUAUUUGAUGUCUUUGCACCUUUCCGACAACAGGCUUACCGAGCUGCGAAACGGAACUUUCCUUAAUCUCGACAAACUUCAGUCCUUGAGUUUGAACGAUAAUUUUAUAAAGUCCAUGGAACUGGGCGUCUUUACUGACGUCCCAAAUUUGACUUCGCUGAAAUUGGAAAAUAAUAAGUUUAGAAUUUUGGACAAGAAACUGCUUCAGCCGCUAAACAAACUGGAAAACAUAUAUUUCGACAGCUUUGAAAUGUGUACUGCAGCUACGCAUGUCAGAAAUUGUUUUCCCAAAGGAGAUGGCAUAUCUAGUCAAGACCAUCUUCUGGACAACAUAAUUUUAAGAUCUUGUGUUUGGAUCAUGGGAGCCAUUGGAUGCACCGGCAAUUUGAUCGUGUUGCUCGGCCGCCUACUGGGCCCUUCGAACAACAUAGUCCAUUCUUUGUACUUGAGAAACCUGGCCUUCUCGGAUCUGCUGAUGGGCGUCUACUUGUUCACCAUAGCCUCCGUGGACCAGGAGUACAGGGGACACUACUUGAGGCACCAGUACAAAUGGAGGCACAGCUUUCUUUGCAAUAUUUGUGGAUUUCUCAGCACGCUGUCCUGCGAAUCCUCCGUGCUGAUCCUCAGUUUGGUGACGUGGGACCGGUUCAUUUCCGUCACUCAGCCGCUGGCUCGCAAGCAGCCGUCCCCGCGCACCGCCGCCCUAACCCUGCUGGUGCUCUGGAUGGCCGCCGCUUUGGUGGCUCUGGCCCCUUUGAGCAACUUUGCCAGCUCGUAUUUCGGAGACGAGUUCUACGGCAGCAACGGCGUCUGUCUGUCCCUCCAUAUACACGAGCCCUAUGCUAUGGGUUGGGAAUACUCAGCCACAAUGUUCAUACUGGUGAACGCUUUUGCUUUGGUUUUUAUUUCUUACGCUUACGUAAGAAUGAUAAACGAAAUAAAAGCCAGUGGCGUAGCCUGCAGAUCUACAAGGCAGAGCGAAGAGCGGGACAAGGUAGCCCAAAGAUUCGGCAUAAUAGUUUUGACGGACAGUCUCUGCUGGGUGCCCAUCAUUAUCGUCAAGUUGGUAGCACUUUUUGGAGUAGCAAUUCCGCCUGAUUUAUACGCGUGGUUGGCCAUUUUCGUUUUGCCGAUAAAUUCGGCCCUUAAUCCCAUCCUAUAUACUCUUACAACUACUGUGUUUAAAAAACAGGUUCGUAAAUUGGCCAAUAAAUGCAUUUCCAAACGAAAAAGGCCUGAACAUGUCCAUUCAGCAUCUGAAUCGGGCUUUAGUUUAAGUUUCGGAGUUUUCCCACUCGGAGGAAGCUCCAGAAGAAUACUAAGUCAUAGGGGCACCCAAAGUAGUAUUACAGCUAGUAAAAAUAGUUGGAAACGGUCCACAGCUGUUUGAUACAAUUAAUUUAUCUAGUGUAAAUAUAAAAAUUAGGAAAUUUUAUACCAAAAAUUAAAUCAAGUCUUAAAUUAUUAACCUUUUUGUAACUUAGUCAAUGUAAGAAAAUGGGGACAUACGUUUUUUCUUGUACAAAAUAUCGAAAUAAGUGUUAAGAUAUAUCUAGUUUUGUAUGAUCUGUAAUUUGUAUAGGUAUAAUUAGGAUAAUCUAUGUCUUAUUGUUGUUAAAAUAUCCAGAAUUUGUAAUACUGUAAUAACUAUAAUAAAUAAAUUAUGACUGAACCAAAACUUCGUUUUAUUCAUCAAUAUUAAACCCAUAAUAAAUACCUGUUGGACUUUGCUGUUUGAUAUUAGA